Molecule: messenger RNA, 471 nt
Organism: Orbilia oligospora ATCC 24927
Lineage: Eukaryota; Fungi; Ascomycota; Orbiliomycetes; Orbiliales; Orbiliaceae
Exons: 1
Coding region: 1-471 (156 amino acids)
Source: RefSeq, a predicted model, not a curated record
AUGGGACCGAAUACUCCUACAAACAUCGUAAAAAGCCACAAAAGAGUAGACUCCAGUACUCUCCCUGACGAUGAAAUGCUGAUUCUGAUUAAAUCUCAACCGAACCCACGAUAUACAUCGAUCAAAGGAUCAAACCGUCCGCUUGUCCCUGGCAAUACCUCCCACAUUACAACAAAUUCGUCAGGGCAACUGCCAUUCUCAGAUACUCGCACCGCGGUUGACCGAUUGCAAGAUGAUAUAUCUCGAAAGCGAAAUCCACCGGCUACAGUUACUAUGUGGUCUAAGAUCCAGAUCAAUAAAAAAAACCAUAGCUUCGUUGGUUGUGAGGGAUCCUCGGAGUUUGGGGAGUCCGAGAUAUUAGAGGAGUAUGCGUACACCCAAAAGUCUGCCUGCGAAUUUGUUGAGAGGCUGGACUUUUCUCGGUGGACGCAAGCGUGUGGUGGCAACAACGCAGGAUCGCCUCAUGCUUAG